AUGGCGGCGGCCGCGGCGGAGCAGCAACAGUUCUACCUGCUCCUGGGAAACCUGCUCAGCCCCGACAAUGUGGUCCGGAAACAAGCAGAGGAAACCUAUGAGAAUAUCCCAGGCCAGUCAAAGAUCACAUUCCUCUUACAGGCCAUCAGAAAUACUACAGCUGCUGAGGAGGCUAGACAAAUGGCUGCUGUUCUCCUAAGACGUCUUUUGUCCUCUGCAUUUGAUGAAGUCUACCCAACUCUUCCUUCUGAUGUCCAGACUGCCAUCAAGAGUGAACUACUAAUGAUUAUUCAAAUGGAAACACAGUCUAGCAUGAGAAAGAAAAUUUGUGAUAUUGCUGCAGAGUUGGCCAGAAAUUUAAUAGAUGAGGAUGGUAACAACCAAUGGCCUGAAGGUUUGAAGUUCCUUUUUGACUCAGUCAGCUCUCAAAAUAUGGGACUGCGGGAAGCUGCCCUUCACAUUUUCUGGAACUUUCCUGGAAUUUUUGGGAACCAACAGCAGCACUAUUUAGACGUCAUCAAACGGAUGUUAGUUCAAUGUAUGCAAGAUCAAGAACAUCCAGCGAUCCGAACACUAUCUGCUAGAGCUACAGCUGCAUUUAUACUUGCAAAUGAGCAUAAUGUUGCUCUAUUCAAACAUUUUGCAGACUUGUUACCCGGAUUCUUACAGGCUGUAAAUGAUUCGUGCUAUCAGAAUGAUGAUUCGGUCCUAAAAUCCCUUGUGGAGAUUGCAGAUACUGUUCCAAAAUAUUUGCGUCCUCAUUUGGAAGCUACUUUACAGCUAAGUCUAAAGUUGUGUGGAGACACUAGCCUCAAUAAUAUGCAACGCCAGCUUGCCCUUGAAGUAAUUGUGACCCUCUCUGAGACUGCGGCUGCUAUGUUAAGAAAACAUACCAAUAUUGUUGCACAAACUAUUCCUCAGAUGUUAGCAAUGAUGGUUGAUCUAGAAGAGGAUGAGGACUGGGCAAAUGCGGAUGAACUAGAAGAUGAUGAUUUUGACAGCAAUGCAGUUGCUGGUGAGAGUGCUUUGGACCGAAUGGCUUGUGGACUUGGUGGAAAGCUCGUUUUGCCCAUGAUCAAGGAACACAUUAUGCAGAUGCUUCAAAAUCCUGACUGGAAAUAUCGACAUGCAGGAUUAAUGGCUUUAUCUGCCAUUGGGGAAGGAUGCCACCAGCAAAUGGAAGGAAUUCUAAAUGAGAUAGUAAAUUUUGUUUUGCUUUUUCUUCAGGAUCCUCAUCCAAGAGUGAGGUAUGCAGCCUGUAAUGCAGUUGGACAGAUGGCUACAGAUUUUGCACCUGGUUUCCAAAAGAAAUUCCAUGAAAAGGUGAUUGCAGCUCUUCUACAGACCAUGGAAGACCAAGGCAAUCAGCGAGUGCAGGCCCAUGCCGCUGCCGCUCUCAUUAACUUUACGGAGGACUGUCCCAAGUCACUGCUUAUUCCAUAUUUGGAUAAUUUGGUGAAACAUCUACAUUCCAUCAUGGUACUUAAACUUCAGGAGUUGAUUCAAAAAGGAACCAAGCUAGUUUUGGAACAAGUUGUGACAUCUAUCGCAUCAGUUGCAGAUACUGCAGAGGAAAAGUUUGUCCCCUACUAUGACUUAUUUAUGCCAUCACUAAAGCACAUUGUUGAGAAUGCAGUUCAAAAGGAACUUAGACUUCUCAGAGGAAAAACUAUUGAAUGCAUCAGUCUCAUUGGUCUGGCUGUUGGGAAGGAAAAAUUCAUGCAAGAUGCAUCGGAUGUGAUGCAGCUAUUGUUGAAGACCCAGACAGACUUCAGUGAUAUGGAAGAUGAUGAUCCUCAGAUCUCUUACAUGAUCUCAGCAUGGGCCAGAAUGUGCAAAAUCCUUGGAAAAGAAUUUCAGCAAUAUCUUCCAGUGGUCAUGGGGCCUUUAAUGAAGACAGCUUCAAUUAAGCCUGAAGUAGCCCUUUUAGAUACCCAAGACAUGGAAAAUAUGAGUGAUGAUGAUGGUUGGGAGUUUGUGAACCUUGGAGACCAGCAGAGUUUUGGUAUUAAAACUGCAGGAUUAGAAGAAAAAUCAACUGCUUGUCAGAUGCUGGUUUGCUAUGCUAAGGAGUUAAAGGAAGGCUUUGUGGAAUAUACCGAACAGGUUGUCAAACUGAUGGUUCCUUUACUGAAAUUUUAUUUCCAUGAUGAUAUCCUACAAUAUUUGAUGUAA
Messenger RNA from Pipistrellus nathusii (Nathusius's pipistrelle), 2175 nucleotides. The record is from the annotation of a GenBank genome assembly. Lineage: Eukaryota; Metazoa; Chordata; Mammalia; Chiroptera; Vespertilionidae.